AUGGGGCGCCUGGAGCUGACCGUCUUGGGCCUCGCCUGCUGCCUGACAGCGGCGCAUGCGGCGACGCUGGGCGCCGUGUACACGGAAGGCGGCUUCGUGGAGGGUGAAAACAAGAAGUUGAGCCUCCUGGGCGGGACCUCCGUGGACAUCUUCAAGGGCAUCCCCUUUGCCACCGCCGCCGUCUUGGAGAACCCCCAGCGGCACCCGGGCUGGCAAGGGACCCUGAAGGCCAAGGACUUCAAGAAGCGAUGCCUGCAGGCUACCCUCACCCAGGACAGCACCUUCGGGGACCAGGACUGCCUGUACCUCAACAUCUGGGUGCCCCAGGGUCGGAAGGAAGUUUCCCACAACCUGCCCGUGAUGAUCUGGAUCUAUGGCGGCGCCUUCCUCAUGGGGUCCGGCCAGGGGGCCAACUUCCUCAGCAACUACCUGUACGACGGCGAGGAGAUCGCCACGCGCGGCAACGUCAUCGUGGUCACCUUCAACUACCGCGUCGGCCCCCUCGGCUUCCUCAGCACCGGGGACGCCAACCUGCCAGGUAACUACGGCCUCCGGGACCAGCACAUGGCCAUCGCCUGGGUCAAGCGGAACAUUGCGGCCUUCGGGGGAGACCCUGACAACAUCACCCUCUUCGGGGAAUCAGCAGGAGGUGCCAGUGUUUCCCUGCAGACUCUGUCCCCUUACAACAAAGGCCUCAUCCGGCGUGCCAUCAGCCAGAGCGGCGUGGCGCUGAGCCCCUGGGCCAUCCAGAAGAACCCACUCUUCUGGGCCAAAAAGAUCGCCGAGAAGGUGGGCUGCCCGCUGGAGGACACAGCCGCCAUGGCCGCGUGUCUGAAGAUCACCGAUCCCCAAGCCCUGACGCUGGCCUAUAGGUUGCCGCUGGGGGGCACGGAGUAUCCCGUGGUGCAUUACCUGGGCUUUGUCCCCGUCGUCGACGGAGACUUCCUCCCCGAGGACCCCAUCAAUCUGUACAGCAAUGCCGCCGACAUCGACUACCUAGCAGGCACCAAUGACAUGGACGGCCACCUCUUCGCCACCGUCGACAUGCCGGCCAUCGACAAGUCCUACAAGGACAUCUCGGACCAGGACUUCUACAAGCUGGUCAGUGGCAUGACUGUUAUGAAGGGGUCCGAGGGUGCCCAGGCCACGUACAACAUCUACACCGAGUCCUGGGCCCAGGACUCCUCCCAGGCGAACAAGAAGAAGACGGCGGUGGACAUUGAGACCGAUAUUCUCUUCCUGAUCCCCACGGAGACGGCCCUGGCCCAGCACAGAGCCAACGCCAGGACUGGCAAGACCUACGCCUACCUGUUUUCCCACCCCUCCCGGAUGCCCAUCUACCCGAGCUGGAUGGGGGCCGACCACGCUGAUGACCUCCAGUACGUCUUUGGGAAGCCCUUUGCCACCCCGCUGGGCUACCGGCCCCAAGACAGGACGGUCUCCAAGACCUUGAUCGCUUACUGGACCAACUUUGCCAGAACCGGGGACCCCAACACGGGCCCUUCGGAAGUGCCCGCCCACUGGGAGCCCUACACCCUGGAGAACAGCAGCUACCUGGAGAUCAACAAGAAGAUGAGCCAGGACUCCACGAAGCAGCAUCUGAGGACCAACUUCCUGCGGUUCUGGGCCCUCACCUACCAGGCGCUGCCCACGGUGCUGGAAGACGUCCCUGUGCCCCCAACGGAUGACGCUGAGGUCGUCCCCCUGCCGCCUGCGGACGACUCCUCCACGCCCCCAGCAGAUGACUCUGUGGGGGCCCAGAUGCCCGUGGCCAUUGGUUUCUAG
This is a messenger RNA of Lepus europaeus (European hare), 1785 nucleotides long. RefSeq names its product carboxyl ester lipase (gene CEL). The transcript is spliced from 11 exons. NCBI's taxonomy places the organism in Eukaryota, Metazoa, Chordata, Mammalia, Lagomorpha, Leporidae. Gene Ontology annotation, cellular component: postsynaptic specialization membrane; cell surface; synapse. The record is from RefSeq and is a predicted model, not a curated record. Bases 1 to 1785 code for a protein of 594 amino acids. Gene Ontology annotation, molecular function: sterol ester esterase activity; signaling receptor activity; triacylglycerol lipase activity. Gene Ontology annotation, biological process: modulation of chemical synaptic transmission; chemical synaptic transmission; presynaptic membrane assembly.